Messenger RNA from Cercocebus atys (sooty mangabey), 906 nucleotides. RefSeq lists its product as uncharacterized. The record is from RefSeq and is a predicted model, not a curated record. The annotation marks the transcript as partial. NCBI's taxonomy places the organism in Eukaryota, Metazoa, Chordata, Mammalia, Primates, Cercopithecidae. The transcript is spliced from 10 exons.
CGCGGCCAGCAGCUACCUGAGCCUGACGCCCGAGCAGUGGAGGUCCCGCAGAAGCUACAGCUGCCAGGUCACGCAUGAAGGGAGCACCGUGGAGACGACAGUGGCCCCUGCAAAAUGUUCAUAGGUUCCCAACCCUCACCCCACCCACAGGGGCCUGGAGCUGCAGAAUCCCAGGGGAGGGAUCUCUCUGCAUUCCAAGCCAUCCAGCCCUUCUCCCUGUACCUGGUUGUGGCUGCUGCAACAUCAGAAUCCACUACUGUAGAGCCUGGCAAGCUGGAUGUGGGAGCCACCGAGGACCACGACCUGCAGCACAUCAGCAACCAAAAGAUGCCCACAGCUCCUGUUCCAGACCUGGUGGAAUGUGACCUUGAUAUUGUGGAGGAGAUGUUACCUGAAAUGAUGAACUAUACAGCCCAAAAUUCCUACUGUUCCCCUGAGGACAGCCUGAGUUUAAAAUCUCUACCACCAAGUGAGGAAGACAAUGAUGAUGCCCAGAUUUUACCAUCACGUUUCCAGGCUUCUCCUGAGGACAACCUGAGUUUUGUGAGCCUAUCACGAAAUGAAGAUUAUGAUGAUGAUGAUGAUGAUGAUGAUGAUGAUGAUGCCCAGAUUUUACCAUCACGUGUCCGGGAUGAUCUUCCUGAGAACACCUGCUCUUUUCUGCCUCUGCCACUGCAAAAUGUCAGAACCUUUGGUUUGGGAUGCAGUUCUGUCACAGGCAGUUACUUAAUCCUGGAGACAAUUCCUCUGCGGUGUGCCCAGAUGCAUAAGAGAAAUGGAUCCUCACCUUAUGAACUGAAAUGUUGGUUUUCUGAUGUGAGAAACAAACUCACCAGUCUAAACCCAAAGAACAGACUCAUGGAGCUGAAAAACAGCAAAGUGAGAUUUUCUUUCCUUUUUUUUUUU